Molecule: messenger RNA, 939 nt
Organism: Penicillium pulvis
Lineage: Eukaryota; Fungi; Ascomycota; Eurotiomycetes; Eurotiales; Aspergillaceae
Product: tRNA splicing endonuclease subunit SEN34
Exons: 1
Coding region: 1-939 (312 amino acids)
Biological process (GO): tRNA-type intron splice site recognition and cleavage; tRNA splicing, via endonucleolytic cleavage and ligation
Cellular component (GO): tRNA-intron endonuclease complex
Molecular function (GO): tRNA-intron lyase activity; nucleic acid binding
Source: RefSeq, a predicted model, not a curated record
AUGGACCAACCUACUCUUCCUAUUCCGAUCUCUUUCAUUUCUGGUAGAUACCUACUGUUCUCCAUUGACGAUGUCACAUAUUUGAGACGGGAAUACAACACGUGUGGUGUCUUGAUCGGGACUCUUCCACAAAUUCCACAACAAAAUGUGUUCUUGGGGUUGCCGCUCGAGUUGAUGCCCGAGGAGGCGCGGCUGUUGGUGGACAAGGGUGUAGCUUGCAUUGUAGACGAAGCCAAGGCACACAAUGGCAUGCAAUCUCUCCUAGAGGAAGAUCGCCGACAGUACCUACGAGAAUUAGAAUCCCAGGGCCUCCACGCCACACGCAUCCUAGCGGAACGCAAGGACCAACAAAGAGACCAAAAGUUCAAAGAGAAAAGCGACAAGAAGGCAGCCAUGGCCAGAGCAGCUGCUAAAGCUGGUGGUGGUGGUGAUAAACACGAUCCCCCCGCUACUCCAGCGAAUGACAACCCAGCCUCGGUGGCCGACUUCUUCGAUGAUUCUGCCUCUGCAAAGGCAUCUACCAGCACUGUGCCUGAGCAAAUCUACGCUGUGACUCCCACAACAUCCUACCCUCCACUUCCUCGGCCAUCUACAUCGUCCAAUAAUAUUCUUGCACGGCCCGAUGUCCCGCUCUCAUACCCGCUGUUUGCUCAUCUGCAGUCGCGUGGCUAUUUCCUCUCGCCCGGCCUGCGUUUUGGAUGCCAAUAUGUGGCGUACCCAGGUGACCCUCUCAGAUUCCAUUCGCAUUUCCUCGUUGUCUCUGCCGAAUGGGACCAGGAGAUUGACCUGAUGGAUAUUAUUAUUGGUGGCCGACUGGGUACUGGUGUCAAGAAGGGCUUCCUUCUCGGUGGACCUCAACUCUCAAGAGAGCAAGCCGAAUCUGAGAUUGAGCGCACUGGGAGUGUGCGUACAUUCAGCAUUGAAUGGGCAGGCAUGUAA